Molecule: messenger RNA, 845 nt
Organism: Trichomonas vaginalis G3
Lineage: Eukaryota; Parabasalia; Trichomonadida; Trichomonadidae
Product: keratin-associated protein family
Exons: 1
Source: RefSeq, a predicted model, not a curated record
AUGUAUGACAACAUCUCUGAUUUCACAAGAUAUGAUGACGCCCAUGACCCCGAACACCGUGAAGAAGAAGUUUUACAAACAUCCAUUAAGACAGGAAAGGUUUUAACUCAAAGUCUCAUUAUUGACACCAAAGAUGGCGAAGUGGACGUUCUUCAAGAGCUGAAGAAAAAUACUUCUUCGGGAGGUGGUGGUAGGCAUGAACUUGAAAUAAAUGAGAUAGAAGAGAAAUUAGCCGAAAAAGCAGAUAAAAACCAUGUUCAUUAUAUAAGUUCAGACGAACAGAUUAUAACGGAUUAUCAUGGAUAUUUAACACAGGAUGAAGAAGUGAAGACGGAAGAUGUUAAUGAAAGAAGAUAUAAAUUCAUUCGUGCUAAAGGUUAUGACAUAAGCUGUACUGUACAGUAUGACACAGGUAAAGCACCAGAAGCAUUUGGUUAUAACAAUGAAAUUUAUGCUUCAUACUUCUUUGUUAACGGUGUAUUAGUUGAACCAAAAUUUACUUUGAGAGUUAAGGCAAAAAUAACUUUUGAAGAUGCUAUUAAAAGUAAAGCCAGCAAAGAUGAACUUGACGCAACGAACAAAGUUUUGAAAUCUCAUAAACACAAUAUCUCCGAUAUAAAUGAACUUCAAGCUACAUUAAAUAGUAAAGCUGACAAAGAACAUACACAUAAAUCCUUCACUACUGUUAGAGCAGACGACAUAAUAUUGAACUAUACCCUUGGUUCAAGUGCACCUUUAGAGAAUCCAAGUACAAGCGUAAAAGAUACACUAAACUCCUUAAAUAGUAAAUGUAUGAACAUUGAAGGUCAUGUCAGAAACUUUGAAACACAUGAACUACCAGCAAU